Didymodactylos carnosus is the source of this 360-nucleotide messenger RNA. Lineage: Eukaryota; Metazoa; Rotifera; Eurotatoria; Philodinida; Philodinidae. The record is from the annotation of a GenBank genome assembly.
AUGACAAGAUCACCAAUUCAAGGAAAUAAUAUAGACUACCGAGAUUACAAAAGUCCAACAUUACUUGCUUCAACGUCCAUUGAUCGUUUAACAGAUAAACUUCAUCGAUUAGAAAAUGAACGUAGUAGUUUAACUUUACAAGUACAAGUUUUAACUGAACAAUUGGAACUUCAACGUGAUACAAUUAAUGAAUUUGAACGACAAAAAUUAUCUAUAUUAAAAAAAAAUGGUAUGGUUCAUCGACAACCAUCAUUUACAACAAGAGUGAGUACAUCGUUUUUUUUACUCUUUGCAGAGCAUACUAAUUUUGAAGAUAAUACAAGUUUGACACAGAAUAUCUAUCUAGCUAAUAAAUCAUGA